AUGUUGCAACCUCGGCUCUUUCUCAGGAGCCUGCGGCUCCCGUACCGAUGCAUUCCUUAUCUUUCUUCUCGGGCUUAUGUGACGGCCAGCCAGGAGGUGGAGGUCCCUAAGGCGGAGGUCCCUAAGGUGGAGGCCCCUAAGGCCGAGGAGUCGUCCUCGUCUUCCUUCGAUCCCGGCAUCGCUUUCGCACCUCCGCCUACACGAGAUGAUGCCGGUGUGCUUGUACAGAAAUAUACACCUCGGACGCCUGGUGUCAGACAUCUGCGGAGACCCAUCAAUGACCAUCUCUGGAAGGGGCGCCCUGUAUAUAAGUUGACGUUUCCCAAACGAGGCCAGUCGAAAGGUGGCCGCAACAACACUGGUCGGAUCACUGUUCGACACCGUGGUGGUGGUCACAAGCGAAGGAUUCGAAUCGUCGACUUUGCCCGACGGGCCCCGGGCCCUCACGUGGUGGAACGGAUCGAGCAUGAUCCAAAUCGGUCGGCGCACAUCGCUUUGGUGAGAAGUCAAGAAACGGGCAAACUCAGCUACAUCCUGGCUGCAGAUGGCAUGAGAGCCGGCGAUGUUGUCCAGAGCUACAUGUCUGGCAUUCCCGAAGAUCUGUGGAAGAGCAUGGGUGGACAGGUUGACCCCGGUGUUCUGGCGGCGCGGACAGCGUGGAGAGGAAAUUGUCUGCCCUUGCAUAUGAUCCCGGUGGGAACGCUGAUAUUUAAUGUUGGACUACGCCCAGGAAAGGGUGGUCAGCUUUGUCGAGCUGCGGGGACUUUUGCAACUGUCAUUGCCAAGGGCACCGAACAACAGAAGAUCCUAGACCAGCAGAAUCAGGCUGAGAAUGGCGCUGAGACGGAGCAGAAGCCGCUGUCCCAGCGUGAGAGGCAGAAGAUGGAGCGCCUCGCCGAGCACGUUACGAUUCGACUCCAAAGUGGUGAGGUCCGACUGAUUCACAAGGAUUGCUGCGCAACGAUUGGAAUCGCCAGCAACCCCAAUUACCAAUAUAGGCAGCUCGGAAAAGCCGGACGGGCCCGUUGGCUUAAUAUCCGGCCGACAGUCCGUGGUGUGGCCAUGAACGCUUGCGACCAUCCCCAUGGUGGUGGACGAGGUAAAUCCAAGGGAAAUGUCCAUCCCAAGAGCCCUUGGGGUAUGCCGACCAAAUCUGGUUACAAGACUCGCCCGAAGUGGAAGAUCAACAAGGCCGUGGUUGUCCCACGAGAACGAAACCAGGGCAAACGUCGCAGAGGUUACAACUGA
This is a messenger RNA of Rasamsonia emersonii CBS 393.64, 1248 nucleotides long. Its product is annotated as 50S ribosomal protein L2. Gene Ontology annotation, cellular component: ribosome. Gene Ontology annotation, molecular function: structural constituent of ribosome; RNA binding. NCBI's taxonomy places the organism in Eukaryota, Fungi, Ascomycota, Eurotiomycetes, Eurotiales, Trichocomaceae. The transcript has 2 exons. Bases 1 to 1248 code for a protein of 415 amino acids. The record is from RefSeq and is a predicted model, not a curated record. Gene Ontology annotation, biological process: cytoplasmic translation.